Messenger RNA from Seminavis robusta, 441 nucleotides. The record is from the annotation of a GenBank genome assembly. Lineage: Eukaryota; Bacillariophyta; Bacillariophyceae; Naviculales; Naviculaceae.
AUGCCAGGAAAUAGUAACAACGGAACAAACCAAACCAAUGCCAUCGAUGCUGCUGCCACCAAUAAUAAUGAAGGCAGUACUUCCACAACAACAAAGAAACGACCCCGCGAGCAAGAUCUGUUGAAUGGUUUGAAGCGCUUGGACGACGAGUAUCAAGAACUGUGGAAACAGCAGCGUGUGUUGGUUCAGACACUGGAGCAGUUGGAAACGGAUGAACAAGCACUGAUGGAAUCAUUGGUCAAAGUAGAGCAGGCGUCCGGGCGUCCAUUGCAAAAGAACAAAGAUGCUCAAGCUCUGGAACGGCUCCAACAAGCAUUGAUGAAUGCCGCUGCAUCUUCCGAUGACGACGAUAGUGAUGAUAGCGAUGAUGACAGCGAUCUGGAAGAAGACUUGCUGCUGAUGGGUUCGAUGCAGCAAGCAACAAAAAUAUUUUAUGAUUGA